GACGGUGUGCAGUGCAAGCCCCUUGCCGGGACAGCUGCGCACCCGAGAGACACCUCCUUCCCGCAGCCACAUGCACACAUCGAUCUGUGUGUGUGGCGCUCUCUGUGCCGGCAGAGAGGCGGGGCAGGGGUGGGGGCGGAGAGGAUGACACAGACAGACAGACAGACGGACGGGACGGACAGACGGGGGGAUGGAGAGGCAGGGCGAGGUAGUGGGGGGUGGAAUGGGAUGGGUGGAUGGCCGUGUGUGUGUAUUUCGCGCCUGGUGUGGUGACGGGCUGUAUGUCGCCCGUCACUGACAAAACACUGUUUGGUGGAGUCACGUCACAUGAUUGCGGUGUGUGUCGUCGUCCCAUUGGGAAGAUACCUACCAUCCAUGGAUGGCAUCCACACAUCCACACGCACACGAAUGCAUGCAUCAACGCAGGCACGCAGCACACAAUGAAUGAGUGUGUGUCUGUCACGUCACACGACUAACUGAGGAUCGACCGUUUGUUGCCCCUCCCUCCCUGCCUGCCUGCCUGCCUGCAUCAUGUGCUUGGGUGUGUUUCGUUCGAAACCACCGAGUGGCAAGAGAGAGCAUACAUACAUGCGAUGCGCCCCGGCAGAAACACCCACCCUCCCUCCCUCCCAUGCCACACACACCAACACAAGCUAAGCUGCGUUCCCAAACCACUCACUCUUCCACUCACUCACGCGUCCAUGCCAUGCAGACAGACAGACAACGAGAAGAGACACCAUCCCCCCAAAACAGCCUGACUGACCUGCCUUCGCCCGUCGCCCGCCCGCCCGCCUGUGAGUCAGUGGAUCAAUCCAUCACUCACUCAGGCCUUACUAGCAGUCUUCUUCUUUUGUCCGAACACGCCCGCCACCUGGUCUGUGACGCCCUCCCACCACUUCUUAACAGCACCCUCCUGCAUGUCGGCCGUCACUUGGAUGAUCUCGUUCUCCUUGCCCUCCUCCUUCAGCUUCUCCUCCAAAGCCUUGUACUCCAGUCGAUAACCGAACUCCAACGCUGCACACACACACACACACACACACACACAGAGAGAGAGAGAGAGAGAAGAGAGAGAGAGUAAAAGGCGACACACAGGUGGACAAGUUAAGUGGAGGGAGGGAAAGGGUGAGUAGGGCGGGUUAUGUUGGGGGGCGAGGCUGCUAACCGUCUCUGUUGAGCUUGUACUGGCUCUGUGCGAUGUCUUUGAGGCGUUCCUGGUUCUCGGCGCUCGAGAACAGACUCUUGGCCACACCCUGAUUCAGUGUGUCUACACAGUAGGCACACAAAGAGAGAGGGAUACAUUGGUGCCCUGCUCACACAGGGCAGGUAGGCGCAGCGGAGGUCUGGGUACUUACUUUGGUAUUGCGUAGCGAGGAAUCCUCCGUUGACGACGGAGUUGGCGAGGGCCCUGGCCUUGUCAUCGCCCUUCAACAUGCCCGCUGGGAACCAGGAGCUCUCUUCUGCACACCACACCACACACACACACACACACACACAUUGCAGGGGCCUGCACAUCGACCAGCCAGCAUAUCAUAUGCUGUCGCGUAUGUGUGUGUGGUGCGGUCAUACGGUCAGCGAUCUUUUGCCUGACGAAAAGCUGGAACCCGACUUCGUCGUCGUCCAGGUCUCUCUGCUGCUGCUGCGCCUUGAUGUACUCCUUCAUCUUCUGCUGCUGCAGAAACGCACCUCGGUUCACGCCGCGCCGGGGCUUGCCGCCCUUCUGAGUGAACCGCUUCAUCGCCUUGUCGGCGGCCUGCUCCUCAAGGCUCUUCUUGGCUGACAGAACAGCUUUAGCAUCUGCAGGCCUUGGCGGCCUCAGCUGCUGUGCUGGAGAGAGAGAUGGGGCGGGCGGGACGAAAGAGAGAGAGUGCGCGGGGUGGAGAGAUGCAAGGGAGGGCUGAUCUGGCGAAAGGGCUGGUCUGUGGCUGCGGUCCAGCCGUGCUCCCGCCGCCAUCAAGACGAAAAGCCAUGAAAGGAAGAGACUGGAUGAUAGCUGACGGUAAUGCCCCAUUUUGGGAUGAGAGGAGAAGGGAGGCGUCGUCAGUGAACAGAAGGAAG
Vitrella brassicaformis is the source of this 2055-nucleotide messenger RNA. Lineage: Eukaryota; Vitrellaceae. The record is from the annotation of a GenBank genome assembly.